AUGGGAAGGAGGCAUGGGGGAGGGGGAGGUGGCAUGAUGGAGGGGGAGGAGGCAUGGGGAGGAGAAUGCAUGAGGGAGGAGGAGGAGAAGGCGGGAGGGAGGAGGAGGAGAAGGCGGGAGGGAGGGAGGGAGGAGGACAAGGCGGGAGGGAGGAAGGCAUGGGGGAGGGGAGGGUGGCAUUGUGGAGCACUCCUAGUUGUUUAUGAAGGGUGACAUGACAUGUGAUGCGGUAAAUCGUUGAGCAGAACAUUUUCAUGCACAUGGAUGGACUCCUUGUUUUAACUACAAACAUUCAACCUCUGGUUUAGUGUAUUCUCACAAUGUUAGGAGAAAUGGCUUGAUAGUUUUGGUGUUUCUCUGCAAUUACGGUAGGUCUCUGUGAGGUCUGUGUGAGCAGCUGAAUGGAGGACUGUUUGGAAUGCCCUACACCCAACCAAUCGUUGUUCAUUUUGCUAGGAUGCCAAUGUCCAUUUUUGUUAUACAGCUCUGGAAAAAUUAAGAGACCACUGCAAAAUUAUCAGUUUUUCUGGUUUUACUAUCUAUUAUUUGCAGAAAAUGACAACUGGUCAAAAUAACAACAAAUAUGCAGUGUUGUCAGACCUCGAAUAAUGCAAAGAAAAGAAGUUCAUGCUCAUUUUUAAACAACACAAUACUAAUGUUUUAACUUAGGAAGAGUUCAAUAUUUGGUGGAAUAACCCUGAUUUUCAAUCACAGCUUUCAUGCGUCUUGGCAUGCUCUCCACCAGUCUUUCACAUUGAUGUUGGGUGACUUUAUGCCACUCCUGGUCGCAAAAAUUCAAGCAGCUCGGCUUUGUUUGAUGGCUUGUGACCAUCCAUCUUCCUCUUGUUCACAUUCCAGAAGUUUUCAAUGGGGUUCAGGUCUGGAGAUUGGGCUGGCCAUGACAGGGUCUUGAUCUGGUGGUCCUCCAUCCACACCUUGAUUGACCUGGCCGUAUGGCAUGGCGCAUUGUCAUGCUGGAAAAACCAAUCAGAGUUGGGGAACAAUGUCAGAGCAAAAGGAAGCAAGUUUUCUUCCAGGACAACCUUGUACAUAGCUUGAUUCAUGGGUCCUUCACAAAGACAAAUCUGCCUGAUUCCAGCCUUGCUGAAGCACCCCCAGAUCAUCACUGAUCUUCCACCAAAUUUCACAGUGGGUGCGAGACACUGUGGCUUAUAGGCCUCUCCAGGUCUAUUCUAACCAUUAGACGACCAGGUGUUGGGCAAAGCUGAAAAUUGGACUCAUCAGAGAAGAUGACCUUACUCCAGUCCUCUACGGUCCAAUCCUUAUGGUCUUUUGCAAACCUCAGACUGGCUCUUCUUUGCUUCUCAUUGAUGAAGGGCUUUUUUCUAGCUUUGCACGACUUCAGCCCUGCCCCUAGGAGCUUGUUUCGAACCGUCCUCGCCGUGCACUUCACCCCAGCUGCCGUUUGCCAUUCUUUUUGUAGGUCACUUGAUGUCAUCCUACGGUUGUUGAGUAACAUUCGAAUGAGUUGGCGGUCAUCCCGGUCAGUAGAGAGUAGUUUUUGCCCUCUGCCGGUCUGUAGCUUUGUUGUCCCCAAUGUCUGCUGCUUGAACUUGUUCUUAUGAACCGCCUUCAUUGAAAUGUUAAGGAUGGAAGCAACCUGACGCUCACUUUAUCCCUCUGCCAGUAAAACCAGAAUUGAACCCUUCUUUUCCUCACUCAAAACUUUCCUUUUCAACUCUUUUGGCAUGGUCAAUAGUUCUUUUUUGAUUAAUAUUACUUUUGAUGUACUAUUAGUGUCACGCCCUGGCUCUGGGGACUCUUUAAUGUUGAGCCAGGGUGUUAGUUUCUAUGUUUAGUUUUCUAGGUUUCUGUUCUAGAUCGUUGUAUUUCUAUGUUGGCCAGGGUGGUUCCCAAUCAGAGGCAGCUGAUUCUCGUUGUCUCUGAUUAGGAACCAUACUUAGGCAGCCUGUUGACACUUUUGUAUUGUGGGAUCUUGAUCCGUAAGGUUUGUGUUUAACCCUAGGACUUCACGUAUCGUUUAUUGUUUUGUUCGUGUGUGUACUCAUUAAAAGAAUGUACGCUUAUCACGCUGCGCCUUGUUCCGCUUCUUAUGACGAUCGUGACAGAAGAUCCCACCAAAGAAGGACCAAGCAGCGUGUUCAGGAGCAAACGCCGGGUAAGGAACUGGAGAAGUUGGCGAUGUCCCAGGUGGGCGAAUGGUGGUCUUGGGAGGACAUGUUCGCGGGCAGAGGGCCAUGGGCAAAAGUUAAGGCCCUGGCGAGAGAGGAGGUUCGGCGCCAACCGUGCCGUCGUCGGACAGGCGAGAGGCAACCCCAAGUAAUUUUUUGGGGGGGGCACACGGCAUGGACGACGGGGCUGCUGGAGGCCACCAGGUUACGGGGGCCAUUGGUCAUGAGGGGGAAGGAGAGUGUAGAGGCACGGCGAGAGGUACUGGGGUGUGUUACCAGUCCGUCCGGCCCGUUCCUGAUCCCCGCACAAGGCCAGUGGUGUGUGUUCCCAGUACGGUCCGGCCUGUUCCUGUCCCUCGCACCAAGCCUGUGGUGCGCCUCGCCAGCCCGGUCCGGCCUGUUCCUGCUCCCCGCACCAAGCCUGUGGUGCGCGUCGCCAGCCCGGUCCAGCCUGUUCCUGCUCCCCGCACCAAGCCUGUGGUGCGCGUCGCCAGCCCGGUCCGGCCUGUUCCUGCCCCUCGCACCAAGCCUGUGGUGCGCGUCGCCAGCCCGGCCAGGCCUGUUCCUGCCCCUCGCACCAAGCCUGUGGUGCGCGUCGCCAGCCCGGCCCGGCCUGUUCCUGCCCCUCGCACCAAGCCUGUGGUGCGCGUCGCCAGCCCGGCCCGGCCUGUUCCUGCCCCUCGCACCAAGCCUGUGGUGCGCGUCGCCAGCCCGGCCCGGCCCGUGCCUGUUCCACCUGUGCCUGGUCCGGCACCGGUCAGCUGCUCCACGCCAGAGCAAUCCGCUCCACUGGUGUUCAGUCCAGCUCCGGCGAGCAGGGCCAGACCACGAGGGCGAGAGAGAGAGUGAUGGUCACGCCCGGAGCCGGAUCCGCCUCCGAGGCGGAAUGCCCACCCGGCCCAUCCCCUGUUGGGUUUAGUUGGCGCGGUCGCAGUUCGCGCCUUUGGGGGGGAGGGGUACUGUCACGCCCUGGCUCUGGGGACUCUUUAAUGUUGAGCCAGGGUGUUAGUUUCUAUGUUUAGUUUUCUAGGUUUCUGUUCUAGAUCGUUGUAUUUCUAUGUUGGCCAGGGUGGUUCCCAAUCAGAGGCAGCUGAUUCUCGUUGUCUCUGAUUGGGGACCAUACUUAGGCAGCCUGUUGGCACUUUUGUAUUGUGGGAUCUUGAUCCGUAAGGUUUGUGUUUAACCCUAGGACUUCACGUAUCGUUUAUUGUUUUGUUUGUGUGUGUACUCAUUAAAAGAAUGUACGCUUAUCACGCUGCGCCUUGGUCUGCUUCCUACGACGAUCGUGACAAUUAGCACUGUUUUUACCAUCCAGCUGGUCCUAUUGCAAGAGGAUAGUGAUGACCACAGCAGUGGUUUUUAUACUUUUCCUCGUUAAAUAAGAUUUGUUUCAGGUGAUCACCUAAUCAGUACCUAAUUCAGUAGAUGAGGUGUGCCUGUGUUGGAAUUCAACAGACACUGGAAUGGAAUGGCUGUCAUACAUGUAGAGAUGCUGAUUUAAGAAAAAUUUGCAGUGGUCUCUUAAUUUUUUCCAGAGCUGUAUUUAAUACUGUGUGUUUACACUAAACAGACAAUAAAGCUUCAGAACAUUAAACUUUUAAUUGUUGACGUCUGCGUCCUGCAGGUCUGAAGGAGAAGUGUGUGGACAGCCUGGUGUUUGAGACGCUCAUCCCCAAGCCCAUGAGCCAGCACUACAUCAGCCUGCUGCUAAAACACCGCCGCCUCAUCCUGUCUGGGCCCAGCGGCACCGGCAAGACCUACCUCACCUCCCACCUGGCAGAGUACCUGGUGGACCGCAGUGGCCGAGACCUCACUGACGGUAUCGUGGUCACCUUCAACAUGCACCGCCAGUCAUGCAAGGUGGGGACAGGACCAUGUGCCAUACAUACGGCAACACGGUUCCUCACUCCUAGUUUUACAGAGGAGCUAUAGGAUGUGCAGGGUUUUGUUUCAGCCCAGUACUAGUAAUAGACCUGACCCAGCUCAUUAUAAACUAAUCAUUUAGGCUAUCACUAAUCAUCAGAUGUGUUAGUGCUGGACAGGCACAAAAGCAUGUACACCUUACAGCUCAGGACCAAGAGAAAGCAGUCAUCUGUCAUGGGGUUUGUGAUUUAACACCAUACAUCUAUAGCAUGACUUCUCUCCCUCUCCUCCCUCUCAACAGGAUCUCCAACUCUACCUGUCCAACCUGGCCAAUCAGAUCGAUCGGGAAACCAGCACCGCUGAAAUCCCAUUGGUGGUCAUCCUGGAUGAUAUACAUGAUGCCACUUCCAUCAGUGAGCUUGUCAAUGGGGCCCUCACCUGCAAAUACCACAAAUGGUGAGCGGACUAACACACUGAACAGAAGCUGAAAUGGAACCUUUUAUCAAACAUCUAUAGCGACAUUUCUAGUAAAGGAUUGUUUCUAGUCUGAACUGAUGAUUCUGUCUAUUUCAGUCCUUACGUCAUUGGAACUACCAACCAGCCAGUGAAGAUGACCCCAAACCACGGCCUGCACCUCAGCUUCAGGUAAUUGAAGAGACAAAUCAUGUUUUAUUUUUGUUCUGACCCAGCCUUAAACCACCUCUUUGAAGGCUAUAUCCCUGCCAUUAAUCUAUGCUUUGAUGCAUAUUUAAAUUAGGAUAUUGGCCGUCUAAUAUAUAGGUACAUUAGAUAAUGUGCUUUAGGAUAUGUACAGCAUGUCCUGACCUUUGACCCUCCCCUGACCCCCAGGAUGGUUACCUUCUCCAAUAACGUGGAGCCAGCCAAUGGCUUCCUGGUGCGUUACCUGCAUAGGAAGUUGAUGGAGGCGGAGGACGAGAGGAGCCUGGCCAACGAGGACCUCCUCAGGGUGCUGGACUGGGUGCCCAAGCUGUGGUACCACCUGCACACCUUCCUGGAGAAACACAGCACCUCCGACUUCCUCAUCGGUAGGAAAACAUUCUGUUUUAAGGGAGAAAUAAUACAGGAAUGUAAAGUUAGAUCACACUUUAUUUGGAUAGUCCCCUGUGGAUGGUCUACAGAUCUAAAUCUACAUACUAUCCAAAAUAAAUAAUACCUAAAGUUAGUUAGAUAUUGGUGACCUGUUUGUAGUCUAUGGUCACAGACUGUGUGUUUGAUUGGAUGUGGUCAUUGAAAGAUAUCUUUAAUAUGAUUUAUUCUCUCUUUAUUUCCUGUGUCUCUGUCUCUGUGUCUCUGUCUCUGUGUCUCUGUCUCUGUCUCUGGGUCUCUCUCGCUGUCUCUCUCUCGGUCUCUCUCUCUGUCUGUCUCUCUUCUCUCUACCUCUCUCUAGGCCCGUGCUUCUUCCUGUCCUGUCCUGUGACUGUGGAGGAGUUCCGCUCCUGGUUCAUUGACCUGUGGAACCUCUCCAUUAUCCCCUACCUGCAGGAAGGAGCCAAGGAUGGCAUUAAGGUCAGACAUGUUUUAUUAUCCCGGUAGAUCAAUUAUAGCCUGGUCCCAGAUCUGUGCUGUAUCGCCAAUUCCUAUUGUCAUUGCCACGUCAAGCAUUUAGCGUAACGGCAUAACCAGAUCUGGGACCACCCUAGAUGAAUUACAGGUUUGUCCUGAAAAAAAGUGGAUAGGACAGUGGUUGGGUCAGUGUAUGACGGUGUUGUGGCUUUGUGCCACAGGUGCAUGGUCAGAAGGCAGUGUGGGAGGACCCAGUGGAGUGGGUGAGGGGCACCCUACCCUGGCCCUCAGCCCAACAGGACCAGGCCAAGCUGUUCCACCUGCCUCCCCCCAGCAUGACCUCUGGAGGCCCCGGCCAGCCCAGCGAGGCCUCAGCCAGGCCUCUUAAUAAGGAGACCCCACCCAGCUCCAUGGACACCCUGGACCCACUGGUGAGACACUCGUCUUCCCAUUCAUGUACCCUAGGGGUAGGCAACUGUGGUCUCGGAGGUCCCACAGUGUGUGUAGGAUGUGGUUGUAGUCCAGCAACGAUACACCUGAUUCACCUAAUAGUGGCCAAAUAUGAGGAGCAUUAUUUGUUGAUUAGUUGAAUCGGGUGUGUACAGCACGAGCUGGGCUGGAGCAAAACCCUGACACACACUGUGGGGCGCCUGUUUCCCAGCCCUGCUGUAAGGCCUUCUCUGGCCUUGUCUGUGUCUCAAUUCUAUUACUGUAUGUGCUUGGAAGGAAUCUUAGUCACCAUACUAGUAUAG
Molecule: messenger RNA, 6292 nt
Organism: Coregonus sp. 'balchen'
Lineage: Eukaryota; Metazoa; Chordata; Actinopteri; Salmoniformes; Salmonidae
Source: the annotation of a GenBank genome assembly